AUGACGGAUAAUUACUAAAAAUUAAAUGAAAGAUCUUACUUAUACAUAAUUAUAAAUACGUCAUGAUGACAUAUUCAUAAUGAUUAAUUAUUACGAUAACGUAAUAACAUUAUUAUUAUUACUAUUAUAAAUAACACCCUAUUCCCAUUUGUUGUGAAUGUUUACGUUGUUUUAUGAUAUUCAAAAUAUUCUAAAAAUAAAGUCUAUAAUUUCCACGAAUAUCUGUGUUCUGUUUCUUCUUCUAUUUUGCAAAAAUAAUAAAUUUCAGGAUUACACAAUCAAGUUGUUAACCUCGGUCGACAUACUCGCAAAAAUGUCAUUCGAAGGGAAGUACAACGCGAAAAGUCCGGCUGUGAAAAGAUUAAUGAGGGAAGCUCAAGAACUUCAUGAAGCUACAGAAGAAUAUUGUGCAUCUCCUUUAGAAGACAAUCUUUUUGAAUGGCAUUUUACCGUACAAGGCCCACCAUCCACAGACUUUGAAGGUGGUAUUUACCAUGGUAGAAUUUUAUUACCACCAGAAUAUCCAAUGAAACCUCCAAAUAUUAUACUUUUAACACCUAAUGGACGUUUUGAAACUAAUAAAAAGAUUUGCCUCAGCAUUUCUGGGCAUCAUCCAGAGACAUGGCAGCCUUCAUGGAGCAUCAGAACAGCUUUAUUGGCUUUGAUUGCUUUUAUGCCAACACCAGGAAAUGGAACAAUUGGUUCUUUAGAUUAUAGCAAAGAAGAAAGGCAAAAGCUUGCAAAAAAAUCUUUAAAUUGGCAAUGUGAUACAUGUGGCAAAGUUGUUGAUUUGUUAUCUAAAAAUACCGUUAAAAAACCCAUCACAGAAGAAGAACAAACUAUGUUAAAUACAAUAGCAUUAAAGGCUGAUGAUUCACCCACAUCUGAUACAUCCUAUUUACUUAAUACAGAUGGCAUUUCAGAAAAUCAACUGAGACAACGUAGUGUUGAAGCAAUUAAUGAGACUGAAGAUCAACAGCAAUCAACUGUCAUAAUAAAUCAACAAAUAGAAACAAUGUCAUCAUCAAAUGAUUUAUUUUGGAGUAUUCUAAUUGCUUCUUUAGUAUCAGCUAUAAUUCUACUUGUUUUACGACGGCUAUUUCUUGUUUAAAUUAUAUUAAAUAUAACAGAAAAUUGAUUGUAAGUAUGUUAACAAAACAAAGAAUUUUAUACACGUUUUACAUACAAGAAACAUUUUUAAACUUAAAAAAAGAAUGUCAAAUUUAUACACACUGAAAAUAAUCAAAAUUUCAUGAAAAUAAUAUAUAACAAAAAUUGCAUUGAUAUAUUCAUUUUAGUAUAAAUAUAUAUAUAUAUAUAUAUUAUUUUUACAAAAUAAUUGUUCAUGAAAUCUAUUUGUUUUUUAUAAAGAUAAAAAUAAUGAUAACUCUAAUUUAGUUAUUUUGUUCUUUAAUAAGUUAUAUACUUAUGUUUUUAGAUGUUUCUUUUUAACUUUUUGAUAUUUAAUAUAUAUUUCCAAAGCAUAAUUUUAAAGAAAUUAUUUAGAAGUUUCAAUUUCUAAAUAAAGAAAUUAUAAAUUGCAUUUAAUUCGUAUAUCUGCUUGAUACAUUACAAUUUUUUAAUUAUAUCAAUUAUUCCAGUAUUAAACAAACAUAAUUUUUAUCAAAAUCAUACUAUUUGAAAUUAUUUUAAAACAUUUAAAAAAAAUGUUUUAAUCAAAAAUUCAUCUCACAAUAAAUUUAACAUUUUUCAUGAUAAUAAAUUUUAAUUUUAAUGUUACUAUAGUUUUUAAUUAUAAACAUUUUUUUCUUCUUCACUGUUAUAUAGAUGUAGAUAUAUCUUGUGUGUUAGAAUUGUAUAUAAUUAAUAUAAAUUUAAUAUAAAUUAAACAAGAGAGAUAUUGUGUUGUAUUUCAUGAAACUGCAUAAAAACUAAAACUAAAUAUAUCAAUUUUUAAAAUAUUUAAUUACUUUAAUAAAAUCAAUUCUAUCAAUAUUUAUAAUUAAAAUAUUAAAUAAUAGCUAAAACAAUUUAAGAACAUAAUCCAUUCCACAAGCAUCAUAUAUAUGUAUAUUAUUCAGUAAUGCUCGCUUUAACAUUUUGAUUUCAAUUGAAAAAAAAAAAAAAUUUAAAAAAAACAAAAAAUUCUUGUCAAAUUUCAUUCAGAAAUUUAUCAUUUAAUAUGUUUAAUCCAUAAUAACAAUACAUGUAAAACAGAUAAAAAUCUGGAUGCUAAAGUGAGUAUUUGUAGCUAAUGUAUAAUUAAACAUUACGAAUACAUGAAUAAUAUACACACAUAUAUUUAAAUAAUAGUAUCUUGAAUAUUAUGAUCCAUUUCAAGCUUCAAUUUAUAUUUAAAUUUUAUUUAGAUUUAGAAUCUUUUGCAUUAUAGAUUAUGAAAUAAAAUAUAAUUAUUGAAUCGUUGCAUUAUAAUGAAACUAAAUACAGUUUCAUUAUUCUAAGUGUUAUUUUAACUAAUUAAAGGAAUUAAAAAUACAAGGGAUAAUUUUUGUCAUUUCUUCUAACAUGUACAUAAAAAUAUAAUAAAGUAAUUAUUUAUUAAAGCAUACAAA
Molecule: messenger RNA, 2534 nt
Organism: Apis cerana (Asiatic honeybee)
Lineage: Eukaryota; Metazoa; Arthropoda; Insecta; Hymenoptera; Apidae
Product: ubiquitin-conjugating enzyme E2 J1
Source: RefSeq, a predicted model, not a curated record